AUGUAAAAGACUCCAAAACAUGAAUUCCUAUAGAUGCCAUCCUAAACUAAGAGUGUCAAUAAAAUUAACAUGAUAGAAGUUAAGAAUGAAGGAAUGAUUGUAAUCUAUUUAUUUACAUUUCUAGCAUGAUGUUUGCUAUGAUUUUUUUGGAACUAAAAUUGCUUUAGGAUCAUCUGAUGGACAUAUUGAAAUUUAAGAAAUUAAUGUUAAUUCUUUUAAAUCAGAAUAAUAGAAAGACAUCUUGUCCUAUAAAAUUACAGACUUGUAAUAAAUUCUAUUUUGAGAUAUAGUUAACAUAAAGGACCAGUGUGGCAAUUAAGUUGGUCUAAUCCAAAAUACGGAAAUAUUUUGGCAUCUUGUUCAUUUGAUAAAACAAUAUGUCUUUUUAAGGAAUAAAAAUAAGGCAAAUAUUCAUUAUUGCUUUAAUUAUAAGAACACAAAGAAUCUGUUUAAACAAUUCAAUGGUCUUAUAGAAAAUUUAUUUUGGCAGCUGGAGUAGCAGAUGGAAGUGUACAUAUCUAUUACAGAAAAAGGAAUGGAUAAAUUAAAAAUUAAUAAGAUUGGGAACAUAAAUCAGUAUCUAUGAAUAUAAAAUAAAGGAGAGUUAGCAUAAAUCUUGUGUAAAUUAAGUGAGUUGGAUAAGAGAUAAAGGAUUAGAAUUUGCAUCUUGUAGUACUGAUUAGACAAUCAAGAUAUGGAAUGUAACAAGUCCUAUUGAUGGGGAAUAUAAAUUAACUUAGAUCUAUUAAAUUUAAUGCGAUAGUUGGGUAAGAUCAAUUGAUUGGGCAGCAGAAUAAUUUUAAGAUAGUUAAUCAUAAAAUUUAUAAUUAUUAGCAGCUGGAUUAGAAGUAUAAAUUAUAUUUGUUUAUAGUCUUCUGAAGUUAAGAUCUUUUAUUUAACACAAGAUUAAGAUAACAAUGAUAAAUUGAUUAAAAUAAAGACAAUUCAUUCAAAAGGACCUUGUUGGAAGGUAUAAUGGUCACCAUUAGGAAAUUAAUUAGCGAUAUCAACAUUGGAUGAUAAGAAUGAUCCAUUUAUUUAAGUAUAUUAACUACAAGGAGGUAACUUUGUAGAAAUAUGA
Molecule: messenger RNA, 1081 nt
Organism: Paramecium sonneborni
Lineage: Eukaryota; Ciliophora; Oligohymenophorea; Peniculida; Parameciidae
Source: the annotation of a GenBank genome assembly